AUGGCUAGUGAGGAGAGUUUUGUUGUUUUGGUUCACCACAGAGGAUCCAUUAAGAGAAAAGCUCGUUCCGGCGUGAAGUUCACAGAUAAGGAUCAUCUCUGUAUUGUCAUGACUCCUACGACGAGCUAUGAUGACCUUGUUAGAUCUGUACUGAUGAAACUCGGUCUAGAAGGUGUGAAGCGAGUUAAGAAGUUUUUCUAUCGCAUUCCAAUCACGAUGCUCCAGGAUACCGUGAAGUAUGAUUGUUUCACGAUUAGUAGUGAUGAAGACUUGCAAGUAAUGUUUCUUUGUCGGUGGCAGUUUCCGGAGGUGAGGACACCAGAGUUGUUGGCAAAGCUGGUUGAUGUGGUAUCCAGCUCAGGGGGUUCGAACCGGAAUACCACCACUUUAGCCACGGCAGCCGGUUCUAGUUCCCGACCUGCCGUUGGUUCUUCCUCCGUCCCUGUGUACCAGCCAGUGGUCCAACCUGUCACCUCUCCGUCUUUUGCUGUUGAUCUCAAUGGCAGCGUAGGCGAUGAGGUAGGUUCAAGGAAAAAUCUGCCGAAUGCUUUACUGGGCGUUGCACCGCUUGGCGUUGGAGACGGAUUGUUGGGUGAUGCAGAGGAGGAUGAUGUCGAGGCGGAUAUGAUUGACGAUGACAGCGGCGAUGAUAUUGGAGCGAGUGAGCCUGCAUUGGCGGUAGGUGGUUCUAGCUCUGGCACACAGCAGUAUCCACCACAUUUUUCCUCUUUGGACUUGGAUGCCAUGAGGCAGGAGGGGGUUUCUGGGCAUUUUGUUGGAUUCGGAGCUAGAGAUGCGGAAGGGACUGCUGGUCUGACAGGGUUCCAGGUUGGUCAGCAAUUUCAGGAUAAAGAUGAGGCCCUGUUAAGUGUGAAGACUUACAGUAUCCGGCGAGGGGUACAGUACAAGGUAGUCGAGUCUGACUAUCGCCGGUAUGUGGACAAGUGUUCUGAGUUUGGGAAUGGGUGCACAUGGUUGAUUCGACUGAGUCUCCGGCAGCGCAAGGGCAUUUGGGAGGUCAAACGAUACAAUGGACCUCACACUUGUCUUGCCACCUCCAUAUCGAGUGACCACAGGAGUUUGGAUUAUCAUGUGAUAUCGGCGUUCAUUAUGCCAAUGGUUAGGGCUGAUGCAUCCGUCAGCAUCAAGGUGCUCCUAAAUGCCACGGUAGCACACUUUGGGUUUAGGCCGACUUACAGGAGGGUUUGGAUGGCAAAGCAGAAGGCUGUUGCCCUCAUCUACGGUGACUGGGAUGAGUCAUACAACGAGCUGCCCAGGUGGGUGUUGGGAGUCCAGUUGACGAUGCGUGGUACUGUUGCAGUCGUAAGGACUAGCCCCGUUCGAGUUGGAGGACAGGUAGACGAGUCUCAAGCUUAUUUUCACAGACUUUUCUGGACGUUUUCAUCGUGUAUCGAGGCAUUCCGUCAUUGCAAGCCGCUAGUCAGCAUUGACGGCACCCAUUUGUAUGGCAAGUACAGGGGAAUGUUGCUCAUCGCAAUUGCACAGGACGGGAACUCCAACAUUCUACUUGUUGCAUUCGCACUAGUAGAGGGUGAGAAUGCUGAGUCUUGGACAUUCUUUCUCUCCCACCUUCGUCAACACAUGACACCGCAGCCGGGUCUGCUGGUUAUAUCGGACAGGCAUAACGGCAUCAAGGCUGCGCUUGAGGCUCCUGACGGAGCUGCUAAUUUUGCCCUUACCUUCAAGGGCAAAGACGCACAGAGGCUUCUUGUGAAUGCGGCGUAUGCCAAGACCGAGGUUGAGUUUGAUUACUGGUUUGAUAUUCUGCGGUCUGAAGACCCGGCGAUGUGUGAGUGGGCGAACCGGAUUGAUUAUUCCUUGUGGACUCAGCAUCGUGACGAGGGGCGGAGAUUCGGUCACAUGACGACGAAUAUCUCCGAGUGUGUGAACUCAGUCCUCAAGGAUGUCAGAAACCUACCUGUAUCCUCGCUGGUGAAGGCAACAUAUGGAAGGCUUGCGGAACUUUUUGUUCGCAAGGGGAGAGAGGCUGAGGCCCAGAUGGGAACCGGACAACAAUUCACGCAGCACUUGGCCAGGUGUAUUGAGGCCAACCUGAAGACGGCGAGGUGCUUCACGGUGACUUUGUAUGACAGGGAUAAUUCCGAGUUUACCGUAGCAGAAACCACUCCGACUGGUUCCUUCUCAUUGGGUAGCUACAGAGUAUCGCUUGCCUCUCGGACAUGUGACUGCGGGUACUUCCAGGCACUUCAUUUCCCGUGUCAACACGCACUUGCAUGUUGUGCCUACUCACGGGUAAACUAG
Molecule: messenger RNA, 2283 nt
Organism: Arachis duranensis
Lineage: Eukaryota; Viridiplantae; Streptophyta; Magnoliopsida; Fabales; Fabaceae
Exons: 2
Coding region: 1-2283 (760 amino acids)
Molecular function (GO): zinc ion binding
Source: RefSeq, a predicted model, not a curated record